AUGCACGCGCCGCGCUGGCUUCUCGCAACGAUCCCGCUGGUCGCGUUUGCGUCCGGGCAGAAGUGCUACUGGCCCGACGGCGGAGAGGCGACGUCGGUCGUGGCAUGUCCUGUGGCCGGCGGCACCGAAGCGGCAUCGUGCUGCUUCCGGAACCACUAUUGUAUGAGCAACGGCCUCUGCUUUUCCAAGAGCGAGUUGAGUUUCUACCGUGGCGCCUGUACGGACCAGGACUGGACGACAAGCGGUUGCCCCAAGUACUGCGACAAGGAAGACAUCGAACGCAAACGAAAAAAGUGGACGCGAUGGCUGACGGUCCGCUUCGCAGUUCCCGGCCGCCACGCCGGCAUUGCAAAAUGCGAGGAAAACAAGUAUGCUUGCCAAAGAACGAGCAACUGCGCAAACUACACUUUCGGGGUACCUGCGGGAGUGAUGCUGCUCAACCAGUACUUGCAAUCAGACAUCGGCGAGUCUGCGACACCAACAGCAACGGCGGCGGUGAGUAGCACUACCGGCGAAGCCAGCGCUGCGACAUGCCCAUCGACAACGACGGCGACGGCGGCGGCCAGCAGCGGAAUCUCAACGGGCGCGGCGGCGGGCAUUGGCGUGGGCAUCGGUGCUCCGAUGGCUCUUGCAAUUGGAGUUCUCACGGUCUUGCUCUUGCGCGAGAAGAAGAAGACGAGGGCGGCGUUGUCGGCGCAGACACCCGCCGGAACCGCGCCGACGUCGCCGUGGGCCAAGUCGGAACGGACAGCGUACGCGCCUGUCGAGAUCCAGACGCAGACUCAGCCGCCCGAACUACCCAGCAACCACCAAGGCAGACACGAGCUCUCUUGA
This is a messenger RNA of Colletotrichum higginsianum IMI 349063, 834 nucleotides long. RefSeq lists its product as uncharacterized. NCBI's taxonomy places the organism in Eukaryota, Fungi, Ascomycota, Sordariomycetes, Glomerellales, Glomerellaceae. The transcript has 2 exons. The record is from RefSeq and is a predicted model, not a curated record. Bases 1 to 834 code for a protein of 277 amino acids.